GCAGCACGUGUGAUUGUUGACAAACAUAACUGACUAAAACAUAGUCGAAGUAAUAUUUGAAAUGCAAAGCGACGACGUUAUAUGGAGUAUAAUCAAUAAUUCAUUUUGUUCUCAUAAAAUCAAAACGAAAACACAGACAUUUUGUCGCAAUGAAUAUAAUUUGACUGGUUUAUGUAGUAGAAGAGCAUGUCCCUUAGCUAAUAGUCAGUAUGCUACAGUACGAGAAGAAAAGGGUAUUUGUUACUUAUAUAUGAAAACAGUAGAAAGAGCUGCCUUUCCUAGUCGUAUGUGGGAAAAAGUCAAAUUAUCCAGGAAUUAUGAAAAGGCUUUAAAACAAAUAAGUGAUGAAUUAAUUUAUUGGCCAAGAUAUAUUAUACACAAGUGUAAACAAAGAUUCACCAAAAUUACCCAAUAUUUAAAUAGAAUAAGAAGAUUAACAUUAAAAAGACAGAAGAAAAUUGUUCCUUUAAAUAGAAAAAUAGAGCGAAGAGAAACUAGAAGAGAGGAAAAAGCUUUAGUUGCUGCUGAUUUAUCCAACAAUAUAGAAAAAGAAUUAUUAGAAAGAUUAAAAAAAGGAACAUAUGGAGAUAUUUAUAAUUUCCCAAGUCAUGCAUUUGAUAAUGUAAUGAAAGAGGAGGAAGUAGAAGAGAGUGAGACAGAAGAAGGAGAAAAGGAUGAAUUAGAGGGAGAGAUGGAAGAAGAGGAAGAAGAAGAGGGUGAAAGAGAAGUAGAAUAUGUCGCAGAAGAAGAUUUUGAAGAAAGUGAUGUAUCAGAUAUGGAGGACAUUGGUGAUUCUGAUGACAGUUCAUCAGGUGAAGAAGAUAAGAAAAAGAAAGCUCCAAAACGAAGGCGACCUAAGAUUGAAAUAGAAUAUGAACAAGAAAUAGAUCAGCCCUCAACAUCAAAAGUCAAGAUAAAAUGAGAUAAUACAUAUUGGUUUUGUUUUUUAUGGACUCAAGAUUAAUUGGUUAAUGUAUAUAUGUGUACUGGAUAUUAAUUGAACAUUAACAUUUUGUUCUCUCUACAUGCCUUCCAGAUUUAACAUCCUCAUUAAAUAUGAUGAAAUUCCAAUAUUUGUACACUAUCAACAAAACAUAUCUGUCAUGUGAAAUGUGAAAAUGCUAGGUUAGAUGAAGGUACAAUAUUGGGCAAUAAAGUUUGAAAUCAAG
Molecule: messenger RNA, 1169 nt
Organism: Lottia gigantea (owl limpet)
Lineage: Eukaryota; Metazoa; Mollusca; Gastropoda; Lottiidae
Exons: 10
Coding region: 62-922 (286 amino acids)
Biological process (GO): maturation of 5.8S rRNA; maturation of LSU-rRNA
Cellular component (GO): nucleolus; preribosome, large subunit precursor
Source: RefSeq, a predicted model, not a curated record